UUGUUUUUCAUAUUUCAUCAGUUUUGAAUAAUACAGACGUUUUAGUUGAUCAAUUGGUGAAAGAGAAAGGGAGGGGUAGAUGGGUACGUACUUUCAUGGGAAUUCUGAAAUCCAAGCUGGGAGUGGCGGUGAUGGCUUACAAACACUUCUACUCAUGAACCCUGCCGGCGGCAGCGGCGGUUAUGUUGGGUUCCCUAACGCCUCUCAGCCGGCGCAGCACCAGCCGCCGGGGAACAACUUCAUCUUCCUCAACUCGAACGUCGGCCCUGGGAGCUCAAUGGAAUUUCCGUCCCACGCGCCGCCGUCUCAGUAUGUCGGCAUCCCUUUUUCGCAACCUGAGGUCCACGUUUCCAGCGCGCACGACUUCUCCGCCCUCCAGGGUUUCAUCGGGAGGCCGCAGUAUAACCUGUACGGCUCGCCGGUUGACCUGGCCGCGGCGCGUGAAGUAACGCGCACCCAGCACGGGCUAUCCCUGAGCCUCUCCUCUCAGCAAUCCGGGUUUGGGAAUUUCGGGGCGGGGCGGGAGGUGGGGAACGAGCAGUAUGUGUCGGCAGUCGGCGGGGGUUCUCCGUCGGCUGCUUCCAACGGCGGGCUGCAAAACGUGCUGUUGAGUUCGAAAUUCUUGAAGGCGGCUCAAGAGCUUCUCGACGAGGUGGUGAAUGUGGGAAAGGGAGUGAAGAGUGAAGGGGCAAAUAAUGAGGUGCUGCCCACGAAUGACGGAAUCGCCAGCUCAGACGGAGAGCAGAGUGGGGGUAAACGCGCCGCCGCGGAGCUCUCCACAGCAGAGAGACAGGAAAUUCAAAUGAAGAAAGCAAAGCUUGUGAACAUGCUCGAUGAGGUGGAACAGAGAUACAGACAAUACCACGAGCAGAUGCAGGUGGUGAUAUCAUGGUUUGAGCAGGCGGCAGGGGCGGGUUCUUGUAGAACGUACACAGCCCUGGCGUUGCAGACCAUCUCAAAGCAGUUCAGGUGCCUUAAAGACGCGAUCUUGGGGCAAAUACGAGCUGCCGGGAAGAGCUUAGGAGAAGUCGAAGUUGGAGGUGGCGGUUCAUCCCCAUCGUCGUCGUCCCCAUCCAGCAGGCUGAAGUUUGUGGAUAGGCAGCUCAGGCAACACAGGGCUUUGCAACAGUUGGGAAUGAUCCAACACAACAGCAACGGCGCAGCUUGGCGGCCCCAGCGAGGAUUGCCGGAGCGCUCUGUUUCUGUUCUUCGCGCUUGGCUCUUUGAGCAUUUCCUCCACCCUUACCCAAAAGAUUCAGACAAAAUCAUGCUGGCUAAACAAACAGGUCUUACCAGGAAUCAGGUGUCAAAUUGGUUCAUCAAUGCUCGGGUCCGACUGUGGAAGCCAAUGGUAGAAGAGAUGUAUCUGGAAGAGACCAAGGAACAAGAACAAAGCCAAAAUGCAUUAGAGAACCAAACAGGGAAAGGUAGUGAGCCAAACGAAGAUUCUUCAGAGUGUUCGGAUCAUCAAGAAAAGAGCAGUCUUACCCGAAACCAACAACUCUCUACUGUAUCUUCUCCCGCGGACAGAAACCAAUCCAGUUUCAGCCCGGAAAGCCCGAAGAAGGCCAGAAGAGCACAAGGCCCGGACUCUUCCUCCAUGGAUUUUACAUUAAUGGGUGGUGGAGGUGGGGGAUCAGCUAACUUCAUUGGCGGGUUCGAGUCAUACCCGAUUGGAGAAAUUGGAUCAUAUUCGGGCAAUGCGGUCUCCCUAACGCUUGGUCUGCCUCAUAGUGAAAACCUCUCAAUGUCAGGGGCACACCACGGGUUCAUCCCAACUCAAGAAAUGCAUAUGGAAAGAGGGGUAGAAUUGGGAGAAUCGAAUGAUCAGUUUGGCGGUAUGAAUGCUCCAAUGAGUUACAACAACAUUGAGAACCGGAAGAGGUUUGCCACACCAUUGUUGCCAGACUUUAUAGCUUGCGGUUACCAACAAAUGCUCAGCAAGGAAGUAAGAGAUUCUUCAUAAUACUGUAAAGAUAUAAAAACAUUUAUACUUUGCAGAAGAACAAGCAAUAUAGUUCAUAUGGAUAGUUUUUUAGCCUUUUAGACAUUAUAUUGGUGAGGAUUGUAUAGUGUGAUUGCUGUUGUAUUUAAUAUCAGGGGGACGUAGGUAUUGUGGGAUGUUAUAGUUAAUAAUUUGAAUUUUAAGGUGUUGUUUCUUGAACAACAAUUAGUCAAAUUAUAUACCAACACUGCUGGUAUUACAGCAUUUGUUACUUGGAUGGUGAUUGAUGAACUGAAAAGAAAGUGAGCCUUAUUUGGAUAUUUACUUUUGGAUA
Cuscuta epithymum is the source of this 2279-nucleotide messenger RNA. The record is from the annotation of a GenBank genome assembly. NCBI's taxonomy places the organism in Eukaryota, Viridiplantae, Streptophyta, Magnoliopsida, Solanales, Convolvulaceae.